Molecule: messenger RNA, 1567 nt
Organism: Rhodamnia argentea
Lineage: Eukaryota; Viridiplantae; Streptophyta; Magnoliopsida; Myrtales; Myrtaceae
Exons: 3
Coding region: 65-835 (256 amino acids)
Cellular component (GO): mitochondrial matrix
Source: RefSeq, a predicted model, not a curated record
GUUUCAGAGCUUAAAACCCUACCAAAAGCCAGCGAAGCUCUCCAAACUGCCAUCUUCACCUCCAAUGGCUAGGGCCCGCUCGCUCCGACGUCUAAUCGGAACCCUAGCCGAUCCACCAUCAUGUCUUCCGAAAAUUCAGAUGCAGCAUGGACAACAUCGAUUUCUUCAUUCGUCCUCUUCUCGCGUAUCGCCGAAGAAGCACGUACCGCCUCCUGGUUGCGUCUCUCGAGCGCCCUCUCGAACUUACAUUUCAGAGAUGCGCAAGUCCGCCUUCGAAGGUACCAUCCUCAGGCUCCUCCGGAACGAGAUUCAGUACGAGCUCGAACGCUCGCCUCCUGCCAAGCCAGUGGGGAGAUUUGGGCCCUUCACAGUUGACGACCGGCCAGGAGAGCAAUGGAUUAGAUUGAAAAGAAAAUUUGGGGAGAAUGAAUAUAUUAACAUCGAAGCCACCAUGUUUGAUGGAGCUAUUCCUGCCUCAAAAAAUGCUGCUGGCAUUGGAGAAGAUGUAGAACUCCAUAUUUCUUUCGUUGUCAAAAUCACAAAGGAUAAAGACAGUAAUGUCUUGGAGAUCAUGUGCUCUGCUUGGCCCGAUAGUAUCGAGAUAAAGAAACUUCUUGUCCAUGGUUGUCAAAGAAUGCCAUCUAGCUUGUAUACUGGUCCUGGAUUCAAGGAAUUGGAUGAUGAGUUGCAGGAUGCACUUUAUGAUUUCCUGGAAGAGAGAGGAGUAGAUGAUGAACUUGCAGUUUUCUUGCAUCAGUACAUGGCAAAUAAAGAUAAAACCGAGUUUAUCAAGUGGAUGGAUACAGUGAAACAUUUUGUGGAGAUGAAAACAUGAUCAAAUAUUAUUUGACGGACACAGUUCAUCUUAUUGUAUUCAAUCCUGAUCUUUAUUGGCGGGCAUCAGUCUUUAUGGCUUUUGGGUAAUGCAAUGGUUGGUUGACUACAUUGAUACAUGAAGCAGCAAAGUUGGCUUAACUUGACAGUUGAAUUGCUGUGUGGUCAAAGUUUUCCUUGGACUUUCCAGCCAUGCAUGCUGGAAGAAGUUGAUAAAGGUUCGGUACGUUUCGAGAAGUAUCAGGUUCAACUGCAAGCUUUUGAGAUCUAGUCUCGAGGAAAUAAUUUCCAUUGCAAUCUACUUGUUUUGACAUAGAGAGCUCCUCGUCUUUGAUUUGGUUGAGGGUGAGCGAUUGUCAUCAUCUUGACAGUAAUGCUUGGGUGAGAAUACUCUCAUUUUGCCUUGUAUAGGGAUUCUUCUCCCUGUUUUAGUUUCCCUUAGCAUGGUAGGAGGGCUGGAGCAACUUCCCAAAGAACAUAUGCCUGAUAAAAGAGCGAGAGCAGACGUGGCAUCUUUCACGAGAGUGAUGUGGACGAUGUUGCUUUUCUUUCUUCUCGCAUCUUUUCUUUCUAGGCCUUGGCCUUCCUUUUCUUUAUCAGAGGGAAGAUUUGAGCAAGUCCAAGUUGAUGCUGAAAAAGCUAAACAAACCUUUAGCUGGAACUUAAUUCCUAAACACACCCUUUGUUUGGGUAUGCUUUUACUUUUCAAUUUUUACUUAAUUCUUAUUGCCAA